Lolium rigidum is the source of this 1316-nucleotide messenger RNA. Its product is annotated as nicotinamide adenine dinucleotide transporter 1, chloroplastic. NCBI's taxonomy places the organism in Eukaryota, Viridiplantae, Streptophyta, Magnoliopsida, Poales, Poaceae. The transcript has 9 exons. The coding region runs from base 4 to 1029 and encodes 341 amino acids. The record is from RefSeq and is a predicted model, not a curated record. Gene Ontology annotation, molecular function: NAD transmembrane transporter activity. Gene Ontology annotation, biological process: NAD transmembrane transport.
GAGAUGCCGGGGGACGUCGCGACCUCGCCGGCCACGGCGGCCGUGGUGCCGCCGAUGCCGGCCGCGUCCUCCUCGCACCACUCCUCCACCUCCGCCCGCAGCGCCCUCGCCCACGCCGCCGCGGGCGCCUCCGCCGGUGUGAUAGCGGCGACCUUCGUGUGCCCGCUCGACGUGAUCAAGACGAGGUUCCAGGUGCACGGAUGGCCCAAGCUCGCCCCUGGCACGGCCGGAGGUAGUGUCAUUAUUGGGAGCUUAGAACAGAUUGCUAGGCGGGAAGGUUUACGGGGAUUGUAUCGCGGUCUCUCCCCGACUGUUCUGGCGCUUUUGCCUAACUGGGCAGUCUACUUUACUGUAUAUGAGCAGCUUAAAACUUCGCUUUCUUCCAGCGAAGGAAACCAUCAACUCUCGCUAGGAGCAAAUGUGAUUGCUGCAUCAUGUGCUGGAGCUGCAACUACAACAGCAACAAAUCCACUUUGGGUUGUCAAGACAAGAUUUCAGACCCAAGGAAUAAGAGCUGGUGCGGCCAUCCCAUAUAAAGGUACAAUUGCUGCACUGACAAGAAUAGCACAUGAGGAAGGCAUCCGUGGGCUAUACAGUGGACUCGUCCCUGCCUUGGCUGGUAUCACUCAUGUUGCCAUUCAGUUCCCUGCAUAUGAGAAGAUAAAAGCUUACCUAGCUGAGCGAGAUAAUACUACCGUUGAAGCAUUAAGUUUUGGUGAUGUUGCUGUUGCUUCCUCUGUGGCGAAAUUAGCUGCAUCAACGUUAACAUAUCCUCAUGAGGUUGUUCGAUCAAGGUUGCAAGAUCAGGGAGCACACUCUGAGGCGAGAUACCGAGGGGUAAUAGACUGCGUUAGAAAGGUUUAUCAUGGAGAGGGUCUAGCUGGGUUCUACCGUGGAUGCGCUACAAACUUGUUGCGGACAACUCCUGCUGCAGUUAUAACAUUCACCAGUUUCGAGAUGAUUCACAGGUUCCUUCUCGAUCUAUGCCCUCCUGAGCCUGAACAGCAUCCCCAGCCACUGAAGCAUUGACUGUACCAUUCAUGUGUCCUAUCCCUGCUGUAAUCUGACAACUAGAAAUCAUAAGUAUGCAGCGGCGCCAUUUACCUUGAGGGGCUCUCAUAACAGAGAUUUUGGUAUCGCAACAAGUAGCUGCCAUUCAAAGCACAAACCAUAGUGUAGGACAGGAAUUAGCACUUGUGUAUGAAUUAGUCUUGAUAGCACGCAGUGUGGUGGUAUACAGGGUGUGGGGGAACAUUGAUAUUGGUCGGUUUGUUUGUCUGAUGAUGAUGAUGAAAAGAGAAAGGGAUUUUACAGUA